Messenger RNA from Zymoseptoria tritici IPO323, 1656 nucleotides. RefSeq lists its product as uncharacterized. Lineage: Eukaryota; Fungi; Ascomycota; Dothideomycetes; Mycosphaerellales; Mycosphaerellaceae. The transcript has 4 exons. The record is from RefSeq and is a predicted model, not a curated record. Gene Ontology annotation, biological process: transmembrane transport. The coding region runs from base 1 to 1656 and encodes 551 amino acids. Gene Ontology annotation, molecular function: transmembrane transporter activity.
AUGCGGUCCAUCUUGCGACCCUUUCGCCGCAGCUCUCCGGUCGCUCCUACGGACGACUCUGACGCUGCCUCCAAAGUCGUCGAGCUAGAAGAGCUCAGCGCACGUGGAAGCGCUGGUGGGAAGAAGAUUCUCACCGUCGAAGAUGAGGGCGCCGCAAAGCUCCUCGCGCACGGCUUCACGAAGUCGAAGAAGUGGACGAUCCUCACGGUGAUCUUCCUCGUGCAGAUCAGCAUGAACUUCAACGCUUCCGUGUAUGCCAACUCGGUCACUGGCAUGAUGGAGGAGUUCGACGUUCCGAGAAGCCGUGCUAUGCUCGGACAGUUGUUGUUCCUGGUCACCUACGCUUUCGGAUGCGAGGCCUGGGCUCCCUGGUCCGAGGAGAUCGGACGCAAAUCAGUCCUCCAAGGCUCUCUUCUUCUCGUCAACAUCUGGCAGCUCCCCGCUGCAUUGUCGCCCAACGUCGCCACCGUCAUCGUCGCUCGCUGUCUCGGAGGUCUUUCUUCCGCUGGAGGCUCGGUCACCUUGUCGCUGAUUCCCGACAUGUUCCACAAAGCCGACCAGCAGAUCCCACUGGCCUUCAUCGUCUUCUCCUCUUGUGCUGGAAGUGUUGUCGGAGCCAUUGGUGGCGGCAUCAUCGAAGCGUUCCUCCCGUGGAGAUACAUCUUCUGGGUGCAGCUCAUCUUCGGUGCUAUCGUCCAGCUCAUGCACUUGUUCAUGGUUCCAGAGACCAAUCCGGAGGCUCUGCUUGACCGCGAGGCAAAGAGACGUCGCGAAAAUGGCAUUCAACCUGACAUCUACGGUCCGCGCGAAGUCCACGGCUCUCUCUGGCAACGCAUGACCUUCAAGAAGACCUGCACGCUCAUGUGGCGACCAUACCAUAUGCUCUGCACCGAGCCAAUCGUCGGCUUCCUCUCGCUCCUCUCCGGUUUCGCCGAUGCCCUCAUCUUUAGCGGUCUGAGCUCCUUCGGCAUGGUCCUUCAGCAAUGGAACUUCUCCAUCCUCGACAUCGGCCUGUCGUUCAUCGCGCUGCUCGUCGGCUACACCCUGGCUUCUGCUUCCUACUGGUACUGGUACCGCCGCGAUGGAGCCGCGCUGAAGAAGAACCCAACUGCUUUCAAGCCCGAACGUCGUCUCUGGUGGCUCCUCUUCCUGGUCCCGCUUCUGCCAAUCGGUCUCUUGGGCUUCGGCUUCUCCUCUCUCGGUCCUCCAAUCCCGUGGAUCGUGGUGUUGAUCUUCGCUGCUCUGAUCGGAAUCGCAAACCUCGCCAUCUACAUGGCCACCAUCGACUACAUGAUCGCCGCAUACGGCAGCAAGUAUUCCGCCUCGGCAACAGGAGGCAACGGCUUCUGCCGCGAUUUUUUGGCCGGUCUCGCUGCAAUCUACACGACGCCGCUGUACACGAACAUCAAGACCGGCACAAAGUGGCAGCUCGUCGUCCCAUCGCUGUUGCUGGCUGGAAUCUCGGCUCUGCUGUGCAUUCCCGUGUUCGUGUUCUACGUGCAUGGCUCGUGGUUCCGUUCACACAGCAAGUAUGCGAGGGAAGUGGCGGAGGAGAACGAGCAUCACGGAGUGAAUGUUGUGCCGGCUGAUAGCGGCGCGGCGAAGACUGGCCCUGGGCAGACGGGUGACGUGGUAGUUGAGGCGGUUGCUGCGUGA